Molecule: messenger RNA, 5751 nt
Organism: Eimeria necatrix
Lineage: Eukaryota; Apicomplexa; Conoidasida; Eucoccidiorida; Eimeriidae
Exons: 1
Coding region: 1-5751 (1916 amino acids)
Source: RefSeq, a predicted model, not a curated record
AUGAUUGUGAUGACACACCUCGUGGCGCCGAAACUGAUCGAUCCUCGUGAGAUUACAACGGAGGAAUCUGUAUUCCAGACACGCAGUAAUCAGGAGCUGAAAAUUUAUCGCGCUGGUCCUCCUGACCCUAAGCCGAAAGAGGAUGACAAGAAGGAACAAGAUGCAAAAACAGAAGACAAGAAAGAAGAGUCAGGAAGCAGCCCGCAACGGAGCCGACCCAAACCUCGCGGUGCAUCUCGGUCUGCUGGAGGCGAAGCAGACACCGCUAAAAAAGAAGGACAAGAAGCCAAACCUGGCUCAGACGGGGAUGACAAAAAGUCAAGCGAUGAACGGGCCACAGGAAGGGGGAAUCAAGCAGCAGCGUCUGGUGCGAGGUCCCCUAGAAGCCCGCGGCGGCAAGCCCGAGAAGUCUCCGACGAAGGUAAAAGGGAAGACAGUGAAGGUGACGAAGAAGCAGAAGAAGAAGAAGAAGAAUCUAAAAAAAACACUGAUGAAAGGAACCAGACGAACCGUCGCAAUUCAGAGGAAAGGCGUAGACGCCCAGAGCGGAAGAAAGAAGAUGAUUCCGAAGAAGACUUUGAUGAUGAUGCCGCGGACGGAGAGGAAGACGAAAAUGACGAGAAGAAAGAAAAGAAAGAGGACAACAGUGGACAAAAAGGAAAACGGCAGGCAAGACGUCCUCGAGAUGAAGACGAUGAAGAUGACGCCGAAGAUGAUGCGUCUGACAGCGACGAGCCACAAGCUCGCAAAGACGAAAGGAGCAACCGAAGGCAAACACGAAAUAGUUCUCAGCGAGCGCGGAUGACAGAAGAAGUCAGCGAUGACGAUGAGGACGAUGAUGAAGACCGCGCACCAAGAAGACGAGAGGAGGCGCGGCGUUCAGAGCGUUCACAAGGCCAGCAGCGUCGAAGCAGCCGCCCCCGUUCGGACUCCGUGAGUGAUGACGAAGAUGAAGACAAUGAUGCAUCCGCGAAGAAAAAGGAGACACAGCGUUCCACUCGUGCGCGCACUCAGCAAAGUCAACGUAGCCGUUCUCGCCCAGACUAUAAGGAUGAUGAUCAAGAUGAUGAUGAUGACGAUGACACCGCGUCUGAGGACAAAGAGGAGCCACGGCGCUCCACCGGAUCGAGAAGUCAACAAGGGCGUAGUAACCGUCCCCGUUCUGAUGAUAAGAACGAUGAUAGUGAUGAUGAUGACGAUGAUGGCAAGGAGGACGAUAGGAAUUUGGAGGAGAGAAACGAACAGCGGCGUUUCGGGGGCUCACAGGGGCAGCGGGCUCGAAACAGCCGUUCUCGUCAUGAAGAAAAAAAAGAUGAUAACGAUGGCCUUGGCGAUAAUGACGACGACGUUAGCGAUGAUGACGAUGGCGAUGGCGAUGGCGAUGGCGAUGAUGAUAAGACAUCACAAGACAGGAAUAAAGCUCGACGUUCAGCACGCCAGCAAAAAAGCGUUCGGAGCAACCGUUCGCGUUCAGAUGAUGAUGAUGAUGAUGAUGAUGAUGAUGAUGAUGAUGAUGAUGAUGAUGAUAAUGAUGAUGAUGAUGAUGGUGAUGAUGAUGAUGAUGAUGAUGAUGAUGAUGAUGAUGAUGAUGAUGCAGAAGAAGAAAGAGAGAAGCCGCGGCGCUUCGCGCGCAACCGUUCGCGUUCAGACGAUGAUGAUGAUGAUGCAGAAGAAGAGAGAGAGGAGCCGCGGCGCAUCGCGCGCCCCCAAAGGCCGCCUAGCCGCUCUUCUCGUUCCCGUAAAGUUGAAGAAGGUGAUCCUGAUAACGCUGACGAAAGUGCUGGAGAAGAGGAAGAUGAUGAUGCGGAAGGCAGUGAAGAAGAGCAUGAAGGAGAGGAAGACGAUGAAGAUGUGGAUGAGAAUAGUGAAGGAGAGGAAGACGAGGAUAAUGACAGGGAUGAGGAGGAAGAACAGGACGAUGAAGAUGACGCCGAUGAAGAAGAACGAGAAGAAGGCAGCGCUGCAGCCGCACCAAGGAGAAGAAGGCAAAACGACAGGAAGAAAAUAGAGUCAGACCCCGAGCCGCACGUAGACACAGAAGAAGAAGACUUUGAUGAAAGCGGAGAUGAAGAAGACAAUGACAGAGAGGAUCCCGAAGAGGAUAUAAGGAGGGAUGCAGACUCAGGGAGAGCCCGCAGAUCGUCAACGGUAAGCCGUACCACGGCUACCACGACCCGACGCCCUCAGUCAUCGCGAGCUCGCACUCCUAGAUCAACGACUCAGGAUGUCUCUGAUGCACGUGGACGGGCGCAAAGGGGGCAAACACAACACGAGGAUACUGCCUCAGAAACAUCCCAAAGCCGUCGCCGACGUGCAGCACUUACGACAAGUGCUGACGAUGGCAAUGAUAGCGGCGAAGAGUUUAUUUAUGAAGACGAAACUGAAGAUGAGUUUAGUGGUGAAGAUGAAGACGAAGAUGAAGAUGAGGACAAGGAUUUUCUGGAGGAUACUUUCCAGUCAGAUAGUUCCGAAUUCAGAACGCUUCCCCCCUUCAGACGCAGUAGCACAUCUGCUGUUAGAGAAAAUGCCUCUUCAUCUAGGGAUGGACCCCGCAGAAGGGUCAGAGGUGGUUCUUAUACUUCUGAAGAGCCCGCAGGAGAUGAUGACAGAGCCACUGGCAGCAGAGGCUACUCCGCUGAGAGUGAGCGAAAGCCGCCUCAGAGGGGUUCACGACAGGAUGGGCAGCCAAGUGGACGGUUUGGAAGACCAGAGGGAAGCCGCACGGAGGCUACUGGACAAGAUGUGACAAUUGACCCAAAUGAAAAUGAAGAGACCGAGGCUCAGAUCCGAGGUGGCCUAUUACCUCGAUAUCUGGGGGCAGUAGAAAACGGUACCAGCACGUCAACCACCUCUCCCGCUUAUGCACAAAACACCUCACGGAGUUCUAGCAGCGUCAGACCAACUGCUGCUGAAGUAUUUAGCAGCACGGAACAAGUGGGGCGUCAGGUCCGCAGUACGCUAUCUGAAGCAAUCACGACAAGGAAAGCCACAACAAUUGCGCACACUUCUUCCUCCAGUCGGAGCAGAGGCUUUUCUUCCAGUGCUGCAUCGGGCAUUUUGGACUUCACUACUACUGUGCCGCGCUCUGCAGAGCCUGAUAACCAGAAGACCCAGGCUCAAACAGGAAGCACUUCCAUCACACUAACCAGCACUCGCGACCCAACAAGUAAAAGCAUUACCACCAGAGUGCACAGCCCACGAACCUCACGCAGGGAAGGGCCGGCCACAACUCCAACUACUGCCACUGGUGAUCACUCCACAAGCAUUCACCAGCCCACGAAUGACAGUACUACGCGGUCUGGCAUGCCUUUGGAUUCUCAAAGGCGUUCAAGAGGUACAGAGCCUGCACCCACCGGGACAGAGUCGCAUCGUGCAGAUGUGCAGCGGUCCAGUUUCAUGAAUGCACAGGGAAGAAGCGGCGAAAUGACAGGCAGGGGCCGCAGCUCCACUGAAGCGCCAGUAUCAGGCGUCUCGCCAUGGUCGCCGCGUUCAGCAGUGCUACAAUUUUCAACACCAGCACCAACCGAAACCACAGCAGAUUCCCUCUCGAGACCCGGACACACUUCCAAACGGCAAGAAACCAAUAGUGAGGAUGGCGCAGAAGGUGACCGUGGGGACAGUGGCAGCGCACGUACGACGGCUAGUCGCACACCCAGGGCUUCGCAAGGAGGAAUUUCAGGCUCAUCUACGAGAGCACCACGGAGCAGCACUACACUGACAACAUCGCGGCCAAGCCGAUCUAGAAGCACAGCUGAGGCUGACAGUGAGGAUGAAGCAGAAGAUGACCGUGGAAGCAGUGGCAGCGCGCGUACAACAGCAAGCCGCACACCAAGGGGAUCGCAAGCUGAAAGUCCCAGCUCAUCUACACGAACCCCAAGAGGCGGCACAACACUGACAACACCGCGGCCAAGCCGAUCUAGAAGUACAGCAGAAAGUGACAGUGAGGAUGAAGCGGAAGACGACCCUGGGAACAAUGGCAGCGCACGUACAACAGCAAGUCGCUCACCAAGGGGCUCGCAAGGAGGAAUUUCAAGUUCAUCUACGAGACCAGCACGGGGCGGCACUACACUCACAACAUCGCGGCCAAGCCGAUCUAGAAGCACAACAGAAAACGAUAGUGAGGAUGAAGCAGAUGACGACAGUGGGAGCCGUGGCGGCGCACGUACAACAGCAAGUCGCUCACCAAGAGGAUCGCAAGCUGAAAGAUCCAGCACAUCGUCGAGAGCUCCGAGGGGCGGCACUACAUUGACAACACCGCGGCCAAGCCGAUCAAGAAGCACAGCAGAAAGCGAUAGUGAGGAUGAAGCCGAAGAUGAUAGUGGCAGCGCACGUACAACAGCAAGUCGCUCACCAAGGGGAUCUCAGGCAGGAAGACCCAGCUCAUCGUCACGAGCUCCCAGGGGCGGCACUACACUCACAACAUCGCGGCCAAGCCGAUCUAGAACAGCAGAAAGCGAUAGUGAGGAUGAAGCAGAAGACGAGCGUGGCAGUGCACGUACAACAGCUAGUCGCUCACCAAGAGGAUCGCAGGGAGGAAGAUCCAGCACACCAUCGCGAGCCCCAAGGGGCAGCACUACACUCACAACAUCGCGGCCAAGCCGAUCUAGAAGCACAGCCGAGGCUGACAGUGAGGAUGAAGCAGAAGACGAGCGUGGCAGCGCACGUACAACAGCUAGUCGCUCACCAAGAGGAUCGCAGGGAGGAAGAUCCAGCACAUCAUCACGAGCGCCACGAAGCGGCACCACACUCACAACACCGCGGCCAAGCCGAUCUAGAAGCACAGCAGAAAGUGACGAUGAGGCAGAAGACGAGAGUGGCAGCGCACGUACAACAGCAAGUCGCACACCAAGGGGAUCGCAGGGAGGAAGAUCCAGCUCUUCAUCGCGAGCUCCGAGGGGCGGCACUACACUCACAACAUCGCGGCCAAGCCGCUCUCGAAGCACAGCCGAGGCUGACAGUGAGGAUGAAGCAGAUGACGAUCGUGGGAGCCGUGGCAGCGCACGUACAACAGCUAGUCGCCCACCAAGGGGAUCGCAGGCUGAAAGAUCCAGCUCAUCAUCGCGAGCUCCGAGGGGCGGCACUACGCUGACAACACCGCGGCCACCUCGCACGACCACUAAAAAAGGGGAUGGUGCUUCGGAGGAAGACGAAGAGGAGGGUGCUGAGACAACGCGCACCACAAGUGCCCGCGCACAAAGGAGUCGUGGCUCCAGCACAGCUCAAUCCCGCGGUAGAGGAAGCCCCAAAGUCAGGGCGUCCUCUACAGAUGAGGAGGAGGACAAGGACGAUAGCGGUACUGCGGCGGAGAGAAGCACGAGACCUGCGCCUGACAGAUCGUCGAGGAGCACAAGAGCUGGCAGGCAGACAACGGGGUCCGGUGGUGGAGGUGGUGGCUCAACAGAAGCAAAGAAACGGACAACUCGGAGGUCUCCUCCCGGCGGGGGUAGGGGAGGGGGUCCUGCUAGAGAGAAAGAUGGCGGGGGACCCGCGAAAGCUGGCAAAGUAAUCGUAAACGGGACUCGAGAUAUGCGUCAACUCCGUGUUGUAGUGAACGGCUUUGAGUCGAAAGUCGUCGAGGUUGUUAAAGCCAAACGUGGUUUCAUCUACAAGAUUGACAACAUGCUGCCCUUCAGAUGGAAUCCUGGUCCCACCAUUGUCAACUUCUUUCGGGAAACACCAGAAUAUGUCAAGCUUAACUACUUCCUACAAAAGCUUCCUCUCAAGCUACGUGAUCAGGCAAGCUGCCUUUAG